CUACUCAAUACCCCGUCAGCAAUGGUCACCUAGACACGGUUUCAAUACAGAUAACGACAAAAACAAGCCUUUUGUAUUGGCCAGCACUUUUUAAUUUGCAGAUCUCCCACGUGGGAAAUGGGUAAUUUGCGUGUUUUGGGACCCCUGUGUCCCACAAUAUCUAUAACAACAUAGACGCUUAGUGCCGUGGUAUCCGCUCGAGGAGAGAAACUUGCUCUUGUCGGGUAUCUGAAAAGCGUUAAUAUUUGUUGCCAUGGUUAAGUUUUUUUGUGUUAAAUGUAGCAAUCUCCUCCCGGACACUCGACUCCUCAAACAAACGAGAAGCCCAUCAUAUCCUCCCAAGACACAGCGACACGCAGACACGAAGACAACAUUUCAAGACCUCGAGACUACCGCCUUCGAAACAGAUCACGACGCCCCUUAGAAAAAAAAUAACCCCCCGAAUAACCAGCCGAGGAAACGAUGGACAUGGACAUGGGCGGAGCGACCAUGACAUCCAUGGCGAUGCCAAUGGCAACCUCGGCCGGUGCAGCUUCGGGAAGCAUGUCGAGCGGCGGCAUGUCCAUGUCGAUGGCUGACAUGACCAUGACGUUCUUCCAAUCUGUUAAAACUCCGCUCUACUCAGACGCGUGGAUGCCAGGAAACAAAGGCCAAUACGCCGGCACCUGCAUCUUCCUCAUCACCCUCGCCUCGAUUCUCCGCAUACUCCUUGCCCUUAAGCCGGUUCUGGAUGAGCGUCUCCGGAGGAACUCGCCGACGCACGCAACCCAAGUCAGCGAAACUGCUAAGGAUGCAGAGAGCGGCGAGGCCGGGGAGCCCGGUGUAGUCGCCAGGACAGACGUCGUUGAAGAAUGGAAGGGAUGGCGGGCUGGCCCCGCGGCGGCAAGGGCCACAUACGAAGUCAUUGUUGGGGGUAUUGGUUACUUGCUGAUGCUGGCUGUUAUGACGAUGAAUAUCGGCUACUUUCUCUCUGUUUUGGCUGGCAUAUGGCUAGGAACAUUCUUUAUCGGCGGCUUAGCCAGCAAUGCCCCGGUCAUUCGCUGCUAGGUGGCUUGGAGGAAGGACGCGUUCUCGAUUUCUGACAGCUGUGAGAUCAUGAGUUCUGUUCUUCAAUAAUGUUUAAUUAAGCAUCUGUUAACUAUUCGAAAUCGCUACUAUAUGUACCGAGAGUUUUCACACCAGUC
Molecule: messenger RNA, 1184 nt
Organism: Colletotrichum navitas
Lineage: Eukaryota; Fungi; Ascomycota; Sordariomycetes; Glomerellales; Glomerellaceae
Product: Ctr copper transporter family-domain-containing protein
Exons: 2
Coding region: 463-1047 (194 amino acids)
Biological process (GO): copper ion transmembrane transport
Cellular component (GO): plasma membrane
Molecular function (GO): copper ion transmembrane transporter activity
Source: RefSeq, a predicted model, not a curated record